Messenger RNA from Pomacea canaliculata, 2586 nucleotides. RefSeq names its product mitotic spindle assembly checkpoint protein MAD1-like. Gene Ontology annotation, biological process: attachment of mitotic spindle microtubules to kinetochore; mitotic spindle assembly checkpoint signaling. The record is from RefSeq and is a predicted model, not a curated record. Bases 279 to 2492 code for a protein of 737 amino acids. Lineage: Eukaryota; Metazoa; Mollusca; Gastropoda; Architaenioglossa; Ampullariidae. Gene Ontology annotation, cellular component: mitotic spindle; kinetochore; nuclear envelope. The transcript has 17 exons.
AUGCCUGGUUGAUUUGUAUGUGUUUUCUUUUUCAUUUAUUGAUUUUUGAUAUGAUCUUCAGAUUUUCUUUGUCAUUAGGAGCUUUAAGUUGUUUUACAACAAAGUUAUCUUUUCAUACCGGAAGUAGUUAAAAAUUCGACUUCAUCGACAAUGCUUUUGAACUAUUUAAGUUCAAGUGAUUGGCAUAGAUUUUACUCCUAAAUUGUUGGUGUUUGAUCAAGAUAGGGCAGGUCAAAUUUACAAGAACUUCACAAGUAAUUUUUGAAAAGGUGCUGAACAUGGAGCCUUCUUUGGACACUACAGCAUCGAUUAGAAUGCAAAAGGACUUUGAUGCUUUUCUCUCAGGCAUAGAAAACAAGGGAGAACAUCCAUCCUUUCUUCUUGACUUAGAUGGUAACUUGACAAAAGGUCUACCUAAUCCUAAACAACAGAAGGAUGCAUCAUCGCUGAACAUUAAGCAUCUUACUGAAAAAGAGAAAGAAGGCAAGAGGAAAGAAACAGAACUGCUAGCUGCCCGAAGUCAGAUUGCUUUGCUUCAGAGUCAACUGAGCUCUUUACAAUCAUCACACAAGCGUGCACGAAUUGAAUUUGAAACAGAUCUGGAAGCAGUAAAGAAUAAGCGCUAUCAUGAAACAGAACGCAUGUCUGAGCUGCGCCUCAAGCUUCAGCAAACAAUAGAAACCAAGGAGGCUAUGAGGAAUGAGCUGGCAGAGGAAAGGCGUGAAUGGGAAUCAGUGCGGUCUGGACUUGAGGCCAAAUUACGCCAAGUACAACGUGAAAAAAUGGUGCUAGAGGAAGAAAUUCAAAAGGUACAUGAAGAGUCUUGGAAGCAGAUGAUGGAAUUGAAGCAUGAAUCUGGGCGGUGCUUGGUAGAAUUGCAGCUGAAUGUUACAGAGCUUGAAGAGGCAAAGGCACAGCUUAAUCUUCAAAAUCAGCAAAUAAAGGAAAUGAGAACUCAGCUGAAAGACUUGGAAGAGGUGCAACAAAAGCUACAUAAGUCAGAUGAGAGAAUUAAAGAGCUUGAAGAAGUGGUUGCCCAGCACAAAGAAGAUGCUGCUAUAGCACAUGCCAUGAGAGCAGAUGUAGAAAAAGUGCCUGGCUUGGAAAAGGAGUUAGUCAAAUUACGUACAGAGAAUGAAUAUUACAGACACCACCAGCACAACAUCUUACUGCUGCAAGAACAGCAUGCUAGCAUGAAACUAAAGUUUGAACAAGCAGAAAAACGUUUGGAAGACCUCACAAGGUUGCAGUUUGAGAAUGAGGAGCUGAAUGGGCGUUUACAACGUUGGGAGGCUGAAGAUUCAAGUGGAUCCCGCAGACCUCAAUCACCAUCACAGUUGUCUCGACGAGUAAUGGAGCUGCAGAUAGCACAAGCACUUGCUCUAGAGCAAAAUGGAGAGUUACAGUCCAGACUGAGUAUAGCAGAAGCAGAACUUGAGGAGGCUAAGGAGUUAAAGCAGAAAAUGUCAGAAGACUUGACUUCACUUAAGUUGCAGAGAGAGCAGCAUGAGGACAAGACUAAACGACUUCAUCGCAAACUUCUACUUGUUACUAAGGAGCGUGAAUGCUAUAAGAGAAUCCUGGAUUCCUAUGAGAGUGAGAUCACCGUUCAGCUACCGGCUAAUGCUCGUGUACAACAGUUAGAAGAGGUGGUGGAGGAGUACCGUACACAGCUUCAGGAACUAGAGACUCAGCUUCAGCAGCUUACAGACAACAACUCAACACUUACAGCACGCUGCCGGGAGCUUGAAAGGCAUCAGCAGAAGGAGAAAGUCACAGUCCAACCAAUUUCUCUUAAGGCUGACCAGGAAAAAAUCCAGCAACUGGUAGAACGGAUUGUGGAGUUAGAAUAUAAACUAAAAGUUUCUGAGAAUGACAAGAUGGUGCUAGAAAUGAGGAUUGAACAACGACAUCUUCAGGGAGACUUUGAUCCAUCUUGCACCAAAAUUCUUCACUACUCCCUGAAUCCAGCUGCACUUGCUCAAAAGCAAAGACAGCAGGAGUUGGAGAGGCUACAAGAGGAAAAUGCACAACUCACAGCUCGUGUGCAGGUGCUGGAAUCAAAGAGGGGAGCAGUUGAAGAUGUAACAGAGCAAGUUGAUCAGAUGCUGCAUAGUGCUUCAGACAGCAAAGUAAUUGAAGAGUUAAGAGCCCAGCUUGCUCUUGAGGAGCUGCGCAAAAAGCGCCUGGUGGAGGCCUUUAAGAAGACUAGUCAUGAGUUUCGAGAGACUUGCUAUCAGCUACUUGGUUACAAGAUUGACAUGCCAGCUACAGGACAGUACCGUCUUGCAAGCAUGUAUGCUGAGUCUCCCCAUGACUAUUUGCUGUUUAAGCAAGGACCAUCUGGAGAGAUUCAAAUGCUGCAGACUGAGUUUUCUGAAAGACAGCAGGACAAGAUGGAUCUGUACCUGCAACACAAAGACAGUAUUCCAGCAUUGCUAAGUGCUAUCACCCUUGAUCUCUUCAACCAGCAAACUAUGAACCUUGGAUGAAUUCUCUACAUCUAUCCAUAGUGCCUGUGAAAUCAUCAGCAAUAAUUAUUGCAAAAGAGACUAGGUUACAAUAAAUUUUAAACAGAUACUUUCA